Drosophila takahashii is the source of this 1526-nucleotide messenger RNA. It is a transcript of the gene esc, whose product is annotated as extra sexcombs. The record is from RefSeq and is a predicted model, not a curated record. Gene Ontology annotation, molecular function: nucleosome binding; protein binding. NCBI's taxonomy places the organism in Eukaryota, Metazoa, Arthropoda, Insecta, Diptera, Drosophilidae. Gene Ontology annotation, cellular component: ESC/E(Z) complex. Gene Ontology annotation, biological process: negative regulation of transcription by RNA polymerase II; heterochromatin formation.
CUGCGGCUGGGGUCACAUUAUUGCCGCCAAAAGAAAAAAACAUUUUACUCUCGACACAAUUUAAACAUUUUAAGCAGCGUAAACUAAUAGUUUAUUGCAAUCGGGGGCCUAAUUUGGGGUUCAGUUAACCGUGCAAACGUGCCGCGCGUUCGAAAUGAGCAGUGAUAAAGUGAAAAACGGCAACGAGGCCGAGGAGUCGGAGGAAUCAUGUGGCGAUGAGUCGGCCAGUUAUACGACGAACAGCACCACCUCGCGAAGCAAGUCGCCCUUGUCCAGCACGAGGAGCAAGCGCCGCGGACGCCGGAGCACCAAAUCGAAGCCAAAGAGCCGCGCGGCCUACAAAUACGACACCCACGUGAAGGAGAACCACGGAGCCAACAUCUUCGGCGUGGCCUUCAACACGCUGCUCGGCAAGGAGGAGCCGCAGGUCUUUGCCACCGCCGGCAGCAACCGGGUGACCGUCUACGAGUGCCCUCGGCAGGGCGGGAUGCAGCUGCUCCAUUGCUACGCAGAUCCGGAUCCCGAUGAGGUAUUCUACACCUGCGCCUGGUCGUACGACCUAAAGAGCUCUGCCCCACUUUUGGCUGCGGCCGGAUACCGCGGAGUCAUCAGAGUCAUCGACGUCGAGCAAAACGAGGCAGUGGGCAACUACAUUGGCCACGGGCAGGCCAUCAACGAGCUGAAGUUCCAUCCGCACAAGCUGCAGCUUUUGCUGUCGGGCAGCAAGGAUCAUGCGAUUAGGCUGUGGAACAUCCAGAGUCACGUGUGCAUUGCCAUCCUGGGCGGAGUGGAGGGACAUCGCGAUGAGGUGCUGUCCAUAGACUUUAAUAUGCGCGGCGAUCGCAUCGUUUCCAGCGGCAUGGAUCACUCGCUGAAACUGUGGUGUCUGAAUACGCCCGAAUUUCAUCACAAGAUCGAACUAUCGAAUAGUUUUAGCCAGGAGAAAUCGACACUGCCCUUUCCCACGGUGACCAAGCACUUUCCCGACUUUUCAACGAGGGACAUACACAGGAAUUACGUUGACUGUGUGCAGUGGUUCGGCAACUUUGUGCUCUCCAAGUCCUGCGAGAAUGCCAUUGUGUGCUGGAAACCGGGACAACUGCAUCAGAGCUUCGAGCAGGUGAAGCCCAGCGACUCCUCCUGCACGAUCAUUGCGGAGUUCGAGUACGAUGAGUGCGAAAUUUGGUUCGUGCGGUUUGGGUUUAAUCCCUGGCAGAAGGUGAUUGCCCUGGGCAACCAGCAGGGCAAGGUUUAUGUAUGGGAGCUGGAUCCCAGCGAUCCCGAGGGCGCCCACAUGACCACCCUGCACAAUCCGCGCAGCGUGGCCACCGUGCGACAAAUCGCCUUCUCGCGCGAUGCCAGCGUUCUGGUUUACGUGUGCGAUGACGCCACCGUGUGGCGCUGGAAUCGCAGACAGGCGGCUGCCAUCUGAUGGCGGAUCAACGCGAAACCACACACCAAAUCUCACGUGGCCAAAACUUACAACAUUUCCCUCACUUAGUUCCUAGUUGGAUAUCUCUAAGGUA